Molecule: messenger RNA, 1539 nt
Organism: Peronospora belbahrii
Lineage: Eukaryota; Oomycota; Peronosporomycetes; Peronosporales; Peronosporaceae
Source: the annotation of a GenBank genome assembly
AUGCUAAGUCUUGUACGUGGAAAGCGACCUCAAUCAGCACGUCUACUGAUACAGUUGACUCAACAUUGCUCAUCUACGCGAUAUCACGCACAGUUUCCAUUUCUGGACGAGCUUGGCCUCAAGGAGGAAAACCACGGUGUAUUCAAUGGUCAGUGGUUUGGAAACGGCGAUGUGUACACUUCGGUGAGUCCCGUGAGUGGUCAACCUAUUGCCAGUAUCCGUACUGGCAACAAAGCUGACUACCAGAAAGUAGUGUCUGCUAUGGACGAUGCUAAGCCUGAAUGGUGCAGUCAACCGGCUCCACAGCGUGGAGAGAUUGUUCGUCAGAUUGGACAGGAGCUUCGUAAUAAGCGCGACGCUCUUGGUAAGCUCAUUGCUCUGGAAAUGGGCAAAAUUUACGUGGAGGGCGUUGGUGAAGUCCAAGAAGCAAUCGACAUUUGUGACUUUGCAGUAGGACUCAGUCGUGCACUCAAUGGGUCGGUGAUUCCUUCUGAGCGUCCAGGCCACUUUAUGAUGGAACGUUACAACCCAUUAAAGGGCCAUGUCGGUAUCAUCACGGCUUUUAACUUUCCAUGCGCAGUGCUGUUCUGGAACGCGGCACUGAGUCUUGUGUGUGGCAAUACCCAGAUUUGGAAGCCGUCUGAAUCGCUAGCACUUACAUCUGUGGCGUGCACCAAGAUCAUUGCAGACGUGCUAGAGCGCAACGGUCACUCCGGUGCAGUUGCUUCGUUGAUCUGUGGCAAUGGCGCUGAAGUGGGCGAGACGCUACUGCACGAUAAGAGAAUGGAGCUUGUUUCUUUCACGGGUUCCACAAAGGUGGGCCGCCACGUGAACAAAGUGGUAUCGUCCCGCUUUGGCAAGACAAUCCUUGAGUUGGGUGGUAACAAUGCAAUGAUCGUGGACAAGGAUGCGGACUUGGAGAUGGCGCUGCGUGCGACGUUGUUUUCUGCUGUGGGAACGGCUGGCCAGCGGUGUACGUCGCUCCGUCGUCUUUUCCUUCAUGAAAAUAUUUACGACAACUUUCUUCAGCGUCUGCUAUCUGCGUAUCGGAACUGGAAAAGUAUUUGGAUGGAAUUGGCUCGAUUAAAAAGCAGGGGGGGAAAGAUUCUCAUUGGUGGUAAGAAAAUCGAAGGUGAUGGCCACUUUGUAGAGCCGACCAUCGUUUCGAUCGCUGACGACGCUGAGAUCCUCCAGAAGGAAAUCUUUGCACCGAUUUUAUACGCGCUAAAGUUUAAGACGCUGGACGAGGCAAUUGAGAAGAAUAACGCCGUUCCGCAAGGCCUGUCGUCUUCUUUGUUUACGAAAAACCAGUCGGCAAUUUUCAAGUGGACGGGUCCGUUAGGAUCGGACUGUGGCAUUGUAAAUGUCAACAUUGGACCCAGUGGUGCCGAAAUUGGAGGAGCAUUUGGCGGUGAAAAGGAAACUGGUGGUGGCCGUGAGUCGGGUAGUGACGCGUGGAAGCAGUACAUGCGUCGGUCGACAUGCACCAUCAACUAUAGCAAGGAGCUUCCACUUGCCCAAGGAAUUGACUUUAGUUAG